Medicago truncatula (barrel medic) is the source of this 1092-nucleotide messenger RNA. Its product is annotated as GTP-binding protein YPTM2. NCBI's taxonomy places the organism in Eukaryota, Viridiplantae, Streptophyta, Magnoliopsida, Fabales, Fabaceae. The coding region runs from base 144 to 752 and encodes 202 amino acids. The record is from RefSeq and is a predicted model, not a curated record. Gene Ontology annotation, molecular function: GTPase activity; GTP binding. The transcript is spliced from 8 exons.
CACCAAGCGAGUCAUUUUAAAACUCACACGUUUCCUUCAUUUCUUCUUCCAUCUUUCGCUUCUCAAUUUCUCUUCUUCUUUCUCCGGCGACCGGUAGCUCCCUUCGCCGCCAAACCCUUCCUCCGAUUCAACCUCUCACCGUCAUGAAUCCUGAAUAUGACUAUUUGUUCAAGCUUUUGUUGAUUGGAGAUUCUGGUGUGGGCAAGUCAUGUCUCCUCCUGAGGUUUGCUGAUGAUUCAUACCUUGACAGCUAUAUCAGUACCAUCGGAGUGGACUUUAAAAUCCGCACUGUUGAGCAGGACGGGAAGACCAUUAAACUUCAAAUUUGGGACACUGCUGGUCAAGAACGUUUCCGGACUAUCACUAGCAGCUACUAUCGUGGGGCUCAUGGCAUAAUUGUUGUUUACGAUGUCACUGACCAAGAGAGCUUUAACAAUGUUAAACAGUGGCUGAAUGAAAUUGACCGCUAUGCAAGUGAAAACGUUAACAAGCUUCUAGUUGGAAACAAGAGCGAUCUCUCGGACAAAAAAGUUGUGUCCUCUGAAACAGCAAAGGCAUUUGCAGAUGAAAUUGGAAUUCCUUUCAUGGAAACUAGUGCUAAAAAUGCCUCCAAUGUGGAACAAGCUUUCAUGGCCAUGGCUGCUGAAAUUAAAAACAGAAUGGCAAGUCAACCAGCCAACAGUGCCAGGCCUGCAACAGUCCAAAUUCGAGGACAGCCAGUGAACCAGAAGGCUGGUUGCUGCUCGUCUUAGAGACCAAGUAUUCAUGGUCUUAGAAGUUCCAUGUGUCUCUGUGGCAUGUAAAACUAGCUUUCACAUAAUGCUUUCAUAUGAAGAUUGUUCGUCAAUUUACUCUUUAUUGUUUGUUCAGAUCGUUGUUAAAACUUCAAUUCUUUUAUGUAUUUGAUUAAAAAAUUAUGUACAAAAGUAGGAAUAUUGUUGAAAAACAGUAUUUGCCUUGUUCGUCACAUUUACGUUACUCAAUAGCUUCCCGUAAUCGCUCACUUAUCUCUUUAGGAGUUGGAUGCUCUUUAAUUGCAUUGUAAGUCUAUGAAAUAAAAUAUAUCGAAAACUGAAUUUUUAUCUUUGAAAA